CGCAUGCAACAGUUCGUUGAGUCUUCGGCAACCUCCCUCGCCUUGAUCGAGCGCGGUGUCCGGUGGCGCUGUAGCUCUCAGUGAGAUGACGAAUCUGGAAGCAGAGGAUGAUGAGGUGUUGGCGGGUGCAGGAGCAGAUCUGAUGCAGCGGAAGAAGACGGGAAAGAUUAUACGGAAAGCGCACGCUCGCGUCGGGCUUCUCGGCAACCCCAGCGAUGGCUAUUACGGUAAGACCAUCUCUUUCUCUUUGAAGAACUUUGCGGCGACCGUCACUCUCACCCCAUCUGAAACUUUGCGUAUUGUGCCGCAUCCAGAGCACGACCCAUCAGAGUUUCCUUCGCUCCGGGAUCUUGUUGGAUGGACGGGGACCGCCGGAUACUACGGCGGCGUACGGUUGUUGCUGGCGGCGUGCAAGAGGUUCCAUGACUACUGCGCAGAGCAUUCUAUAGAUAUACCAGAUGACAGCAACUUCACCCUUAGCUACGACACAGAUAUUCCGAGGCAGGCGGGCUUGUCGGGCUCCAGUGCCAUCGUGUGCGCCGCGCUCAGCUGCCUGUUUGAACAUUACGCCGUAAAUGACAAGAUACCGAUCGCCGAAAGGCCGAGCCUCGCGCUCAGUGUCGAGGAGGAACUUGGAAUAACCGCCGGGUUGCAGGAUAGAGUGAUUCAGGUGUAUGGCGGUCUGGUCUACAUGGACUUCGAUCGGGAUGUGAUGACGAGGAUCGGCGGCGGAAUUUACGAGCCCAUGGACCCGGGCCUGCUCCCACCGCAUAUGUAUGUCGUCUAUUCGCACAACCCGGAAGAGUCGGGCAAAGUUCACAGCAACUUGCGCAGACGGUGGAUCGCCGGCGAGACGUCUGUGGUCGACGACCUGAACCAGGUCGCGUCUUUCGCGGAGCAGGGCAGGACGGCGCUUAAGAAUGGCGAUACGCAAUUGCUGGCGGCGUUGAUCGACCGCAAUUUUGAUUAUCGGAGGAAACUGUUCGGCGAUGCCGUUCUAGGUUGCCUGAACAUCAAGAUGGUGGAGGUUGUGCGGUCGGUCGGCGCAGCGAGUAAGUUCACCGGAAGCGGGGGCGCCGUGCUUGCCUUUUGUCCUGAAGGGUCUUCGCAGUCUGCCAAAUUGAAAGAAGCCUGUGCAAAGGAAGGAUUUGAAUGCGUUCCGGCAAUAGUGGCGCCGUCUCUGGUCACUGCAAGCUUGGACGGUAGCGAGUGAGUAGCAUCUGGUCACAUUGCAGCCUGCAGGUAAUGUUGCUCAGUUAUGGAAAAAGCUCUUUUCGCUCUUCUCCUUCUUCUUCUUUUCAUCUCUUUUUUUGUGUGUUUGUGUGUCUGCUGAGUAGGUUCUUUGCUGCUGACGGACCUUCUCUAAGGGCUUUAUGUAUACCCGAGGCGGAAUUUUCUCUUGUGCGCCAAAGAAACUGCCUCUGUUAAUGGGAUUUAAGAGUGGAGCAAAUGGGAAGGGGCGGGAUUAGGAAAAGGUAAAACCACCUGUACCUCCGGCCCUCCGGGCCUCUUUUUGCCGAGGCGGAAAAGAACUGCGCGCCAACCUUCGCCGAAGCGCCGGCACAGUGCCUUUUUUUUUCGCUUUUUCGCUUUUUCGCUUUUGGCUGGCACUGCCAGCCAUUGUCCUCUGGCAGCGCUGUUCACCCGAAGCACCCGGAACGUUGCGUUUCUGAUUCUCGUCGUGGCUUCGGAGGAGGGAAAGGCAGUCACUGCGGCGGAAAUCACGAUGAAUUGAACCUUUUCAGACCAGCACAGGGAAUUGGGUCAAGCUACUGGUGCUCCUGGAGCUGCGUGGUGGUGGAGUUCAGUGGGCUCAAAAUAACAAGUUUUUGCAGACUAAGAAUUCAGAUCUUUUGAGAUAAAUUGAGACUUAUUUG
Molecule: messenger RNA, 1877 nt
Organism: Chara braunii
Lineage: Eukaryota; Viridiplantae; Streptophyta; Charophyceae; Charales; Characeae
Source: the annotation of a GenBank genome assembly